Pseudonaja textilis is the source of this 6234-nucleotide messenger RNA. It is a transcript of the gene SMCHD1, whose product is annotated as structural maintenance of chromosomes flexible hinge domain containing 1. The record is from RefSeq and is a predicted model, not a curated record. Lineage: Eukaryota; Metazoa; Chordata; Lepidosauria; Squamata; Elapidae. Gene Ontology annotation, biological process: chromosome organization; double-strand break repair. Gene Ontology annotation, molecular function: ATP binding; protein binding. Gene Ontology annotation, cellular component: chromosome.
CAGCCCUCGUUCCCUCGUCCCACUGUCCACACCCCAUACGAUUAUAUAUUUCUCCUCAGCCCCUCCGUUCCUUUCCUCCGCUAAAACGCAACUAGAUUGCGUUCGGCAGAACAAGCGCUCGGCUGGGAGUUCGGCCGUCGGGGCAACAUGGCAGCGGCAGAAGAGGACACCGACGGCAAAAUCCUAAGGGUCUUCGUGUACGACCGGCGUCGGAACCAGUCAGAUGACGCCGAAAAAGAACUUCAAUGUCACCCGAAAAACUAUGGGAGCUUCCUUACGGACGUCCACAAGGUAUUUGGUAUUUCCUCCAGUGAAACUUUUGUUAUCACAACAACUGACAGAAAACAAAUAACAAGUGAAAACUUUGGUCAAAUUGUUAAAGACAAGAUGACUCUCUACUUGCUACAAAGACUUAAUCAGUCGCUCACUUCAGCAAUAAGGGAACGCAUUGAGUUUUUUCCACAUUAUGACACACUUCUGAAAAGUGGAAUGUAUGAAUACUAUGCCAGCAGGAACCAAAAUCCUCUUCCAUAUGCACUUGCAGAAUUGAUUGAUAACUCUUUAUCAGCUACUUCUCAAAAUUCUGGAGAUCGGUACAUACGCUUAAAACUGUUAUUUGAUGAUACCAAAGGAAAACCAGCUGUUGUUGUGAUAGAUAAUGGAAGAGGCAUGACUUCUAAACAACUAAACAACUGGGCUGUGUAUCGAUUGUCUAAGUUUAUAAAACAAGACAAUAUAGAAAGUGAUCAUUCAGGAUAUGUACAGCCUCAAUUUGUAUCUCGCAGCUUAAACAGUGAUAUAUCGUAUUUUGGGGUUGGUGGUAAACAAGCUGUGUUUUUUAUUGGACAGUCUGUUAGAAUGAUAAGCAAACCUGCAGGUUUUCAAGAUAUUCACGAACUUGUCCUUUCAAAAGAAGAUUUUGAAGAGAAAGAAAAAAACAAAGAACCUGUAUUUACUAGCCAUAUAAGAAAUAGAAAGCCAUAUGAUUCUUCCCACAUUGUUAAUGUUGAUGAGCGAUUUCUGCACACGCUUAUUAAGGAAGAGGAAGGCAGAGAUAGUUUUACUGCUGUUGUCAUUACUGGAAUACGGCCUGACCAUGUAAAAUACUUGAAAGAUAAUUUUCACCAUUGGAUUAGAGAGUUAAAAAAAAUAUAUCAUUACUAUAUCCAUGGACCAAAAGGAAACAUGACUGAUUUGCCAAAAAACGAAGAACAGGUUUUCAAUAAUAUAAUUAUUGAGGUUUCACUGUUUGAAAAGGGGAAGAGACCUCGGAUUGUGAAUCUUAGAGAAAUCAAGGAUAUGCAGACGUUAUAUAUAAAUACAGCAGCAGAAAGCUUUGAGUUCAAAGCUUCUGUUGAAGGAAAUGGAAUAGUGGAAGGAAUUAUACGUUACCAUCCUUUCUUAUGUGACAAAGAAACCUAUCCUACCUUUUCAAAUGAAGAUGAUGAAGAUGAAGAUGAAGAUGAAGAUGAAGAAGAGGAAUGUUGUAGAAUAGAAAAAAGAGCCAGAGGGGAAAACGCUAUUUUUGAAUGUUUUUGGAAUGGAAGAUUAAUCCCAUAUACAACUGUAGCAGACUUUGAAUGGUGUGCUUUGCCCAAAAAGAGAGGGUCCGUUCCAAUUGAAUGUUACAACCGAAUAUCUGGAGUAUUAUUUACAGAUGGCAGCUUUGAAGUCACCACGAACAAACUGAGUUUCAUAAAUCUGGAAUCCAAGUUGAAAGAUAAAAAUACAGUUUUUACACAAGUGAUUAAUGGAAAGGAAUACAGAAUGAAUGAUAAGCAAUUUGCAUCAUGGCUCAAGAAUUGCCAUGAAAAGUAUGAUAAAGAAAUCAAAUUUUUUGAGGUUGAUGGAACAUUUAUACGUACUUUUAAGGAUUCUAAAAGAACAACGGCACUUUGGACUAAAUAUUUCGCAAUUGAAUGGGAUGGAAAAAUAUAUAAAAAAGGGCAGUUGGUAAAAACGGUACGAUCAAAUAAAAAACCUUCACUUUAUGGCAGCAUACAAUAUUUUUCUUUACCUGGAAAACAUGAUGGAAUUGUCUAUGGUCUUGGUGGAGAUGUUCAUAUAACUUUGGAGCCUCGAGCAUUAUACAAUGAAACAAAGAUCACUCCAAUAUGCAAACUUGAUCGUUCGGUGUCUGAAGCAAAACUGGAAAAACACAUUGAAGAGGAAAAGACUCGAUUUCCUGAUAGUCUGUCAGUAACAUGGCCUAAAGGAAAUGAAUUACUUUCAGGUGACGUUAAGUGUGCAGGAUUUACAAUAGGAGAUCUACAAAUUGAAAUACUGAAUAAAAAAGGCAAGCCUAUCCAAACUCUUCCAGGAGGAUCAAAGAAAUUACUUGUACAACUUAAGGUUGUUUUGCACUCUUCUGGUCAAAAGAAGGAACUCAUUUCUCAUACCAGUCAACAUACACAAAACUGGGGUUACUGGUUCAAAAAAAUGGAAAAUAUUGUUGACCUGGGAAACUACACGCUAAAUUUGCAAGUGGUGUUGAAUGAAAGUAAUCCAGACACUCGUGCAGAAAUCCCUCUUCCAUCUAAAACAUUUAAAUUUCGUGUAAUAGAAGGCAAAGCUCAGAAGUUUACAAUAGGUAAUUUGGAUCCUCCAUUUCGGAUAGGGCAUCCAUUCAGUAUUCCUCUAGAUUUCCAGGAUGAAUUUGGACAUAGCACUCAACUGAUGGAAGAUAUUAAACCAGUCCUUCAAGCAAGCGGUCUAAGAUUACAGUAUGAAGAAAUAAAAAGAAGACGAAAUUGUGUCAUUACAGGCAUAAUUGCUAAAGGCUGUGUAAAUAAUUGGCAAGGCAAGAACUUUAAUCUAAAGAUCAUUGUUCCUGGUCUAAAGGAAGAAUCCCAAGUUUUGAAAAUUAAAUUUCUCCCAGGCCUUCCUCAGCAGCUAAGUGUGAAACCAGAUUCUGAUGUCUUGACAAUUGAGAAUGGAACAGCUUUCUCUUUUCAUGUUGAGGUAUUGGAUGAAGUAGGUAACAUAACAGUUCAACCAAACCUGCUUGUUCAGUGCAAGUUUUUAGGAGUUCCAGGCCUUCCUGUAUAUUCUGUAGAUUUCAGCAGCCCUGAAAAAAAUACAUUAACUGGACCAGUUCUGCACAUUCAAAAUAUAAAGAAAGAUCAAAACCUUAAAGCAAAAAUUGAAAUACCAAGUUUUAAAAAUGUGCCACCAGUACACAAGACUAUCAUACUGCUUCCUAGUGGGCGUCCUGCAGGACUUAAGAUUUAUUGCAGUGAAGGAGAAAACAUUGUUCAGAUUAAAGACAAAGAAGUAAUUAAUGGUGUUGCAGGUGAAACGCUAAAAAAUCUUACAUUUCAAAUGUAUGAUGAAGGAGAAAGAGAAAUCAAAAUAAUUCCAGCUCUAGCUGAAAAAAUUAAAGUAAGCUGGACUCCAAAGCUUAAUAGCAAAGAACUGAUCCAAGGAUCACUACCUAAUGUGAAAGUUCCAACAUCUGUAAAAGAUGAAUGCUGUUGUCUGCUUACAUUCAGUGAUGAAGGCGUGUCUUUGGCAAGUUCAUUUGUGGUCAGACCACUUGCUGAUGAGCCAAAACAUAUCAAAUGCAAAAUUAAAGGACCAAAUAUAAUAAAAAUGGGUGAAAAGCUGCAAGAUGAAAUUGAGAUAAUGAUUACUGAUCAGCAUGGAAAUCAGAUUCAAUCCCUGUCAUCUUGUAUGAAUGCCUUGAAGAUUUCUGGAAAUGGUCUGGAUAAAUCAGAAUUGAAAACUUUUUGGAAGGAAAUUACACAAACUAUUUCUAUCAAAGGAAUUAAGUUUGAACCAGGCCCACCAGAAGUUAAAGAACUGCACGUUGCUUGGCGUGAUUUGUCCCAUUACCUGAAGUUAAAUUUGAUUGCUGGCCAUCCUGCUAAAUUGGGUCUUCUGGAUUGGAUAGAACCAGGCAAAGCUAUAUCUGUAAUUAAUGGCAAAGAAUUACCAAAGGCUCUUAUAAUCCAGCUCUGUGAUCAGUGGAAUAAUCCAUCCAAUGAACCUAAUGUCAAAAUCAAACUUGUAAAAGAUAAUGAAAUAAAGAUUGUUCCUUCAAAUAUGCUGUAUCAAACAAAUGUAACUGGUCGAGCGAACUUUGGAGUUCUUACUAUUCAUGCUCCUAAAGGAAAGUACAACUUGCAUUUCGAGGCCUCCUAUAAUGGGAAAGUACUAAGAAGUCCAGUGAUCAAAAUAAAGGUUUGGCCUGACCCAGAAAAACCUGUACAUUUAAAUAUUAAAUAUGAUGAGAGUGCUAUCUUCACCGCUGGAAACAUUCUUCCUGAUUUCCUGGUUAGUGUUAUUUCUGAAGAUGGCAACAAUAUUAAAAAUAUAAAUCCAGAAAGGAUUUGUAUGAAAAUUAAGGAAACAGACAAUGAUGAAAAUAUUACAACAUUUCAGUGUAUCAAAGCAAACAAUGACAUGGAUGAGGGCUGGUUUUGCUUCAGGAAUGAAAUGAAUCCAAAAAAAGCAGGCAAAUACAGCAUCCAAUUUAUAUUUACAAUUGACAAAAAAAUUGUUCUUAGUAGUAAAGAGAUUAUAAUUAAUGUGGUGCCAAACCAGCCAAAACUGUUGAAGCCACAAACUGUGCCAAAUACCCCUGCUGUGUCUAAGGUUCAGGACGUUGACAGUCGGACCCUUGUCAAGAACUUGGUCCUCAUUGUAACGGAUAAAUACGAUAACUGUACAGGAAGUGAUUUAAAUGGAAAAAUUGAAGCAAAAAUUAAAAGUGAAACUGAGAACAACUGUGAUAUUCCCUGGUUUCAAGGUGAAAAAAGGACAGUUGUAUUUCCUUUUCAUAGAGGAACUGUUGAAAUUGAGGAUCUUGUGCUAGCAGAAAAUAGUCCGGGAAAAAAUAAAACUAAGUAUAUUCUUGAAUUUGAGCCAGUCAUACAUAAUUUAGAACAACCUUUGGAACCUUAUUCUUUACCCUUUAUGUUUUAUCAUGAUUAUACGACUCAACAGAAGAUGGCAAAACAUACAAAAGAGAAAGGCAUCCUUUCACAGUUAAUAAAGAAACAUACAGAUUGGUUCGAGUCUAAGAAUCAGCAUAUUGCUACAAUAGAAUGCCAAGCACAGGAAGCUAGGAAAAAGGAGUCACAGCUCAAGAAUAAACUGAAAAGACAUCAGAUUGACAUACCUGAGGCCAAUGUGCUGCAGCAUAUUGAUACCUUAAUAAAACUUAAGGCUGAGCAGGAAAAACUAUUGAAACAACGUAGAAGAAUAUGCGCACUUGACAAUUAUCCCAGAAGUAAUAGGGAUAUUUUGGGCAAGAUUUCACACUUAGCACAAAUUGAAGACGAUGAAGUAGCAAAGGUCAUUUCCUGGCAUUUGACAAGUGAUAUGGAUUGUAUAGUCACUUUGACAACAGCUGCUGCAUGUCGUAUCUUUGAGGAGACUAACGGUACACAACAAGUGUUGCCUCUUGAUUGUAUUCAUAAGAAGAAUCUUCCAGAUUGGAACAGACCUUUACCUCAUUUGCAAAAUAAAAGAAACUCUUUCAGUCCUAUUGGAAAUCCUGUAUUUGCUAGGAACUUGCUAAUAUUUCCAGAGCACAUGGAGAAUUGCAAAAUGGUGUUUGGGGUGCUCUUGCGUAAUACAAUUAUUAUUGACAAUUUGGAAGCUGCCAUUCAGUACAGAAGAGAAGUUGUGAAAACGACAGAUUGUCCAACUUUAUUAACAAGAGACGGGUAUAGAAUUCUCAGUAAUGGAAAGUUUGGAGGCCUUCCAAAUAAAGCCCCGCCUAUAGAGAAGCUUCGGGGGAUGGUUUUUGGAGCACCUCUGCCACCGGAUUACAAUAUUGUCUGCCUACAGAAAGACCUCCUUGAGCAGUACCAAGAAGCAUUUCUCAAAUGUAAUGAACUAAAUGAUGAACUUGAAAAACUACGAUCCUUUGAUAUUUCAGAAAUGGAAAAAAAAGAACAACUUGAUGAAUUGAAAAGCAAACUUGCACUAACAGAGGAGAUAUUAGGUAUGAUCUCAUCAAAUCAAUGCAACGAAUUAUCGCCGCUUUCAGAAGAACUUGGGACGUGGGCUCUAAACCCAUCAGAAACAAGAAGAGAAUUGAACCGUUCACGCAGGUUUGUCUAUCAGGUCAUGGGCAGGGGCUGGUGGAAUGGAAAGCAGGCCCAGUGCCUGCAGGGAUCCAGGUGGGGAGAUGGGGGGAAGAUAGGCAGGGGGAGUGGCAUUGUCUCUGCAGUUGGCAUAGGGACAAACGAUUGAUGGGUGUGCUGCAGGGGCCAAAUCCUUGAG